Messenger RNA from Radiomyces spectabilis, 3795 nucleotides. RefSeq lists its product as uncharacterized. The transcript is spliced from 6 exons. The record is from RefSeq and is a predicted model, not a curated record. Gene Ontology annotation, cellular component: endoplasmic reticulum exit site; COPII vesicle coat. Bases 107 to 3406 code for a protein of 1099 amino acids. Gene Ontology annotation, biological process: COPII-coated vesicle cargo loading; endoplasmic reticulum organization; intracellular protein transport. Lineage: Eukaryota; Fungi; Mucoromycota; Mucoromycetes; Mucorales; Radiomycetaceae. Gene Ontology annotation, molecular function: structural molecule activity; protein binding.
AUCUUAUUUGCGUGACAAAAUAAAACAACAUAUUCAAAGCACGGACGCCGGUUUUGAAUUCGCACCGUGCUUUUUCCUCCCCAGCUAUUCUGGUUGACGCUGUGCCAUGGCGACAAAACUGUUUGAAAUUCAGCGUACGGGGACCUUUGCUUGGAGCCCAUCUCCGACCAUUCCAGCCAUGGCCGUGGCAUCUCCUUCUCAUCGUCAAUCCGAUGCAGCAGUUCAGUCAGCCGUUAUUGAGCUAUUUUACCUACCGCCUUUUCCUUCAAAAAGUUACAGUCAAACAUUAUCCGCCCAGGGCACAGUAACCUGCUUGUCAAGAAUAUCGACUGUUGAAUGGGGUCAUGUCACAGCAAGCAGACCGCAUGGAAUUCUGGCUUCGGGAACCAUCUCUGGUGAAUUAUUGUUAUGGGAUGCUACGCUUAUUUUAGAAGAACAAAGGUCAAGCAGGGAUGCCUUGAUAAUACGUACUCGGAAGCAUGCAGGACAUCUACGGAGCCUUUGUUUUAAUAGACAUCAGCCAAACUUGUUGGCUACUGCCGGAGAAUAUGGUGAGAUGUUCAUCUGGGAUCUAACCAAUCCGAACAAGCCUUACACUCCGAAUAACAGGAUAUCGAAACAAACCCAUAUUGUUCGUGCAGCGUGGAAUAAUCAAGUACAACACAUUAUUGCAACAUCUUGCUCGCACGGAGACACCAUGGUCUGGGAUUUGAGAGCCAAAAAGGAAGUAAUGGUUAUCUCGAGUCCAAUCAAAAAUAAUACAGUCAAAAGUGUCAAUGCGCUGGCAUGGCAUCCUGAUAAGGCAGCCCAGCUCGCUACUACCUACGAUGAUGAUCAAUAUCCAAGCAUCUAUCUGUGGGAUUUAAGGCAUGCGAAUUCCUAUAUUAUCGCGCUUUCCGGUCAUCGAGAAAGCGUACUCGAUCUCGCGUGGUGUGAUCAAGACGCCAACUUACUGUUAUCCGCUAGUAAAGAUGGACGGAUUGCUGCUUGGUCUACGGAUGCCAGCGAAUAUCUCGGAGACCUCUCAAAAUCAACGGAGCCCAUAUCACAGAUUCAUUUUCGUCCUUAUGACCCACGUCUGCUCGCUUCUGCCGAUCAAAGCGGAAAGAUCGAUAUUUAUUCUAUGGGCAGUACUUAUAAGCGUAGUACCAUCUCAUGUCAUGCAAAGGACGAGCGACAGUAUACCAAUGACAACAAGCGUUCGCUGCUAUUACGAGAACCACCGAAAUGGCUUCGACGUCCUACAGGUGCUUCCUUUGGGUUCGGGGGGAAAUUGGUGAUUUUUAGAAACUCCAAUCAAGCAAAGGAGAGCCGGCAAAGCCCUCGACAAGUCGUCAUUCAAGCCGUCAGAAACAAUUCUUUGCUGAUGGCAGAGGCAGAAGCAGUAAAUGCAGCGACGAAAAAAGAUACUAUUCAACUUAUUAUACAACAACGAUACUCUACGUCAAUAGACGAGAACGCAGUCAUGAAUGAGUGGGAACUAUUCCGCAUUCUCACAGCACAAGAUUCGCGGACGCAACUGUUGAAAUACUUGGACUAUGAUUCCUCGCAGGUGACAUCGUCGAUCGCUUCCCUAUUUAAGGAUCUUCCUUCAAAGGACAAGCAGGAAAAUGAACCGGCUGCAGCUCUUGACCAUACCUCACCCACAGCAUUUAAAUCAGUCAUUCCUACAUCGAUCGGUUCCCUGUCUCAACUGUUUCCUCACUUACCCACGGAACCUCCAUUUCCUACGGCAGCUUCAUUGACCAAAGUGGAACCAUUAACGACGCAGCAGCUGUCAUUUUUUUCUACCCAUACUUCCGCUACCGACCAGGUCAUAACACGGGCACUUAUCACUGGGGAUUUCCUUUCAGCAGUUAAUACAUGUCUUGUAAAUGAUAAUUUAGCGGAUGCACUAGCCAUUGCAUAUUACGGUGGCGAAGAUUUAUUUAUUUCCACGUUACAGCAGCACUUCCAGCGUCGAUCGACCAAGAAACCGUACUUGCAGCUACUACAUAGCCUUGCAGACGAUGAUUUAGCGUUUAUUGCCUAUCAUAUCGCCAUCGACGAAUGGAAAGCGGCCAUGGCUGUAUUCUGUACCUUUGCAAAGCCUGAACACUUUGCAUCUCUUUGCGACCUUCUCGGCAAACGCCUCGAACAAACAAUGGUAGACAACUUGUCCAAUCACGAUCAACACUACGGUUAUUAUGCUCUCCUUUGCUAUAUUGUGGCGGGUUCUUUCGAAAAUUGCGUUCGUUUAUGGUUGUUGCUGCAGCAGCAAAAUGGCUCCAAGGAUGCGAGUGCUGAAUUGCACAGAUUGGUCCAAAAAUGCAUCAUCUUUUCAAAGGUUUUGGAUUACGAAGAUCCAGCUUUCAAUCGAGAUAGCGACAGUGGGAGUGAUCACUCCCUUGAUGGGCUGUAUGAGAUUUAUUCAGGGUAUGCAAAAUUCCUUGCCAGCGAAGGCCGACUGGACAUUGCGUGGAGUUAUCUGCAGCGUAUACCUCCGACAUGCUCAAGUGCCCUACAUACCGACGUCCUCAUGAUGCAAGAUCGUAUUUAUCGUGCCAUGGCUGGAGUUAACAGAAAUGACGACCAGCUGUUUCCGCUCACGCAUGUGUCGCUCUCCACCGAGGUAUUUACUUCUGCCAAAUCCAACGAUGCUACGUUGCAAAUACAUAAAACCGACAAGAUAAAGGAUAACAAGCAAUAUACAGCCGACUCGCUUACAAUCACUUCAUGGAAACCACUGCACAAGGCCGAGCCACUGUACGAUCCAUUGACCACUGCAGAGCAUACGCCAUCAGAUGAACAGCAAGUGCUGGCGAAAGCAUUCGAUAACGGAGACGACGUCUUUGAAGGGUUCGUUUACAAUACAUCUCCGUCCAACGAGCUUGAAAGUAAGGUCGCGUCAAAGCUUGUUGUUUCAAGGCCCCACCAAAAAUUGGAACGUGAACCGUCCUUGAGUAAUAUACCUUCAGCUGUUCCUUCUUCUUCUGAUACCCCUUUGCCAACUCCUUGGGCAGUCUCCACUCAGCCAUUGGACCAAUAUGACAUGUAUAAUUCACCUUCACCCUCACCUUCACUUGCGAUAACGGCUGUUCCCAUAUCCUCUCCGAGCCCACUCGAUAACCUGUGGGCUGAUGAAAACCACAGCCACGAUUUCAUCGAAUUCCACGACGCGAGUCCACUCAUUCACCAGGAUGCAAAACUCCAGGGAUUCACUCAACAACCAAACUACACUUUUAUGUAUGAUCAGCAACAGCUAGAGACAGAUUACAUCAAGCAAGUGCCUCGUAAAAAGGAACAGGCUCAGCGGUUUGUCUAUGAGCGAAAUCACUUGUCCGCAACGCAACGACCCAUUUACGACGUUUUAUCUCACAUCUUGCGACAAACCAGACAGCAGUUACCUGUAAGAGCAAUAACAUGAAUUACGGAUGAUUAGAUAUUAACCAAGACAUAGGCGAGUUACAAGAGAGAGCUGAACGAUACGGAACGUCGACUGAAUUUGUUAUACAAGCAAAUGCAUCGCAAUGACUUAUCAGAGAAUGUGGAGAAACUGAUGGGCUCUCUUGUUCAAGGUAUUUCGUUAGAUUAAAGGCCUUUGAAGCGUAUAUCGUGACUGAUAUAACUUUUUUUUUUUGGGAUUGUAAAGCCCUCCAGCAAGGCGAUUAUGAAGCAGCGCAUAAUCACCAAAUAAAUCUCGUAACAAGCAGUUACAGCGAAUGCGGAUCAUGGCUGGUCGGAGUCAAGCGGAUAAUUAUGUAUGCGAAAGACAGCGCCAGCAAAUAAAACGAACCCUACUUUUUUAUCCUUUUG